AAACAGCAAGAGUUGGGCCUCUUGUCUUUCAGUCCCCUCCUUCACCUCUUUCUCACAUGCAAUUUGCAACACCAGCCUUUGCUUACCAUGAGGCUGGAGAUGGCUGACCAUUCACAGUCUGUACCAGUGGGCCAAAGAAGGCUAAGUUAUUUUAAUUCCAUUGUUUCCAUCUAUAUUUUAUGCAAUAACUUCAGCCAGCAAAGUGACAGAAACAUCCAAAGGCAAGGCUCCUGUCCACUUAAGGGGUCUGGUGAAGAGUGAACCCUGGUUAAAGGGCCUCUGGUGGCUCAGCAGACUAAGUCUGUCUGUUAUUAACACAGCUGCUUGCAAUUACUGCAAGUUCAAGUCCCACCAGGCCCAAGGUUGACUCAGCCUUCCAUCCUUUAUAAGGUAGGUAAAAUGAGGACCCAGAUUGUUGGGGGCAAUAAAAGUUUGACUUUGUAUAUAAUAUACAAAUGGAUGAAGACUAUUGCUUAACACUGUGUAAGCCGCCCUGAAUCUUCGGAGAAGGGUGGGAUAUAAAUUCAAAUAAAAAAAAUAAAUGCACUAUAUAAAUAUAUAUAUUAAAAUAAUAACCCUCCACCCACCCCUGGAGACAACACAAUUCAUACGAAUCGCUUAAUGGGCUUCAUCCUGGUCUGAAUUUCCCAGACAGAACCACAUCUUUAGGGCCUUCCAGAAGAUGUCCGAGUGGGGGACAGUCUAAUUUCUGGGGAAAAGGGCGAGGUGGGUUUCAGCAGGUUCUGACCAGUUCUGGAGAACCGGUAGCGAGAGUAGUUUGGAGAACCGGUAAAUACCGCCCCACCCCCAUCUAUUCUCUACCUCCUGAGUCCCAGCUGAUCAGGAGAAAAUGGGGAUUUUGCAGUAACCUUCCCUUGCCACUGUCACCAAGCCAUGCCCACAGAACCGGUAGUAAAAAAAAUUGAAAUCCACCACUGGAACAAGGAUGAUGUUCCAGAGAGAGGGAGCCACCAUGGAGAGGGCCCUUCUUCUGGGUCCCACCAGAUGUAUCUCCUUCGGGGACUGGACCUGCAACAUUUCUUGCCUCCCCAUGUAGUGGGUGAGGUAGAUGUUACAAAAGACGGUCCCUCAAAAUAACCUGGUCCCAAGCCACUUCCACCUUUUUCCCCACCGUGAGAUACUCCCUUCUUGCAUUCGGCCUAAGCCGGCUGUCAGAAAUGACCUUGCAGGAGAGCUUUUUCUAGUUGGGAACUGACCCGCCAGGAGAGAAGCAGAGAAACCUCGCCGCUCGCCCUCCCCUUCCUCGGCUUGGCAGCCACCGCAGCGAGGUCAGGAGGCAGAUCGCGGGGGCCUAAAGGCGCGCUGGGCGCUUCCCCCCUCCCUUUAUUAGCCGGGACGAGUAGUUUCCCCAAGGGUGUUUUUGGUGCAGGGACGGAGCACAGCGCCUGUGUUUCGCGGGACUCUUCCUCCACCCCUCCCCACUUUUGACCUCGUGCUUCUGCUCUCCUCGGGGAAUCUCCUCCACCGAGCAGAGCAGGGACGUUCCGCUGGCGCCCUGAGCGGCCUCUCCAGUCAUUGCAGGGGGGACGCCGUGGCGCUCCCGCAGUUUUAGGCAGGGGACGGGCUUCCAUGCAUUCCCCGAAGCCGCCGGCCAGCGCGAGGUUAGCUAAACCCCUCGGAGCGGCAAGAAAGGCGCCAAUUCGCGUUCUCCCCGCGAAUCGCCAGCCUUAGACUCGCUCUCUUGGAAGGGAGCUUUACGGCUUCCUUCCCAGCUGGAGAAGACAGGGGGCGGGGUAAUUCAAGCUGCCGCCGCCGCUUAUCCUCCAUGGGAGGAGCCCCGUCAGAAGACUUGUGCCUCUGCCUUUUCUCAGGCCGUUGCCGGAGCGAAGGCGGCGUGUCGAUGAGGGGACGCUGAGAGCCCGAGCUGCAGCAGAGUUUGCGGGUCGUCAGCCCUGCGCCAAACUCCAGGCGAGCUGCGCUGCGCUGUGCUGCUUUCUUGUUGACGGAGCCCGAUUGACGGACGAUCCCGGCGGCUUCUGAUGGGAGCGGAAGAUAAGGAGGCUGCAAAAUGUGCGCCUCGGUUCCGUGGACCUUUGCUAGGGAGAGGGGUUUGCCGAGGAUGCCGGACCGACCUGACCUUCCUUGAGAGGCGGAACUGUCCGGAGAAGUCCAGUUGGCCUAGUAGCGUCCUAUCAGGCCGUCAUUGAACGUCAGUAAGAAAGCUGGGAGAACAUUCGGAGCGAGAGGGAAUCGGACCGGUACAAGGCUAGGCGCUACAAGCAGCCAAGCACGGAGACUCGGAGAAGUGACCUUUGCAAUCCCACACUGGGGUAAAGCCCGAGGAAAGGACCGUUCGUGCCCUAAAGGGAUAUAAGACGUACCCUUUAAAAAGUUCUGGGCUCUAGAAUGCCUCGUCUGACUGGCAGCUCUCCAGAGUCUGAAACCAAGAGCUUACAAAUGAAAGAACACAGAACAUAAAGUAAUAGAGUUGGAAGCAACCUUGUGGGGGAUCCCUUAAUGAUCAUUAAGAACUCUUAAUGAUCGUUUUGCCUUGAGAUACCAGUGAUUGAAAUGGUGGCCUUCUGCAUGCCAAAGCAGCACUUCAGCCAGUAACUGGUGUAAUUUGAAGUAGUCACCAUGGAUCGUGACAUUGCUGACCAGCAUCUCAGUGUCAUAAGAAAUCCAUCUGGGUGGGAAAUAGGUGUCUAUAUUACUGGUGCUCUUGCUCUCCUGGGAAUAGCUGGAGUAAACCUAUGGAAGUUAUGGAAAUCGGGUGGCUAUCCUGCACCUUCUCCAUUUCCAAACUAUGACUACAGAUACCUAGAACAAAAGUAUGGGUCCACAUAUUCUCAAAUCAAACAAAAGAGGGCAACAGGCAACUUCCGAAAGGCAGGAGAAAGAAUAUCUCCUGUCUGCAAGCAAAGCUUGAAAAUGGAUGAUGCCUUUGAAAAUAUUAAUGAGUUGGGCACCCUGGAGCUGAUGAACAAAGACCUCGAGCUGACACCUUAUGGGCCAUUGAGAAAAUCAAUCUCCACUGACUCUCUAACUUCUGUCUCCUCCAUUGGAAAUAACUUUGGUCAGGAGUUCACAGUGGGACAAAUCGAAGUUAACAUGGAAUACAAUGUGAAUUCAAAUACCCUGUAUGUCACUUUGCUCCAGGGAAAAGAUCUGAUGGAGAAGGAAGAUGUUAAUUUUGAAUCCUGUUUUGUGCGCAUCAGUUUACUUCCAGAUGAGCAGAUUGUUGGCAUUUCUAGGAUCCAAAGAAGUGCUUACUCGGUCUUCUUUGAUGAGAAGUUUUCCAUUCCCUUGGAUCCUUCCACGUUGGAGGAAAACAGCUUGAGAUUCUCUGUUUUUGGCAUUGAUGAGGAUGAGAGAAACAUUAGCACUGGUGUGGCUGAGCUGAAGUUAUCUGACUUGGGUAUCUUUGUCCGCCCUUUCAACGCCUGGCUUUAUCUGCAAGACAUGAAUAAGGCAACUGAUUCGGUGGGUGAAAUCCUGCUGUGUCUUAGCUAUUUACCCACAGCAGAGCGAUUGACUGUAGUUGUGGUUAAAGCCAAGAAUCUUGUGUGGACUAAUGGAAAAAUGACUGCAGAUCCUUUUGUCAAAGUAUACUUGCUGCAAGAUGGGAGGAAGAUCAGCAAGAAAAAAACUGCAGUAAAGAGAGAUGACACAAAUCCAGUGUUUAAUGAGGCCAUGAUUUUUUCCGUGCCAGCAAUUGUCCUGCAGGAACUGUCUCUUCGGGUGACAGUCGCACAAUGCUGUGAAGAUGGGAGAGCUGAAAAUAUUGGCCAUGUUGUCAUUGGCCCGGCUGCAGGAGGCAUGGGCAUCACUCACUGGAAUCAAAUGUUGGCUACCUUGAGAAAACCUAUAUCUAUGUGGCACCCACUUCGACAAAGCUAAGGGCGUACCUGCACCUCACCAAAAGUAAUCCAACACGGUGCUUAAAUAAAUAACUUCAGGAGGCUGAUGCUAUUGGAACAAUGAAUUUGUGAGAUCAUAAGAGUUAAAAAAAAUCUAAAUAUUCCUCACAAAUAAUAAUAGCAGUGACAGAUGAUUAUGUGAUGAUGGGUUGCCAAAUGAGACUACCCAAGCCUUGAAAAAGAAUCAUAGCUAAAACAAUAAGAGAAGAAGAUAUAUAAAUACAGAGGGAUGCUCGGUAGCUGGUGGACAAAUAAGGUAGUCUUUUGAUUCCGUCAUUCUAACAUCACCAACUUGGAGAGCCAAUUAUUCUUGAAGUUCUUUCACACUGAGUCUUGCAUUUUUACAUUAUUUUUCUCUAUUGAAGAAGACUUAAAAGGAAAGCUUAUAGUAUUUUAUGCAUUUGACUUCACCUAUGUUUCAGACAUGUUGACUUGGAAGUCAGAUUCUUGGGAGUGAAUGGGUCCUGCCUUGAUAUAAAUGUAUAUGGAUCACAAUUUUAUACUUCGUUCCUUCUCACAUUUGUUGGGAAUCAAGUCUUGAUUAUUUCAGAUAAAUUUGGGCAAAAUUACUUCCAACUGAAGUUGCUUAAGUCACAUUUUUUGGCAACCAUUGUCACAUGUGUCUUAUCAUGGUUGAGAUUCAAGUACUGUUAUCCUGUUUGCCUGUUUUGGAGAAGAAAACUCAUGAAAGGCUCAUAUUUGAGUAAAUAAUUGACAGAGUGAACUUUUACAAAGAUGUGCAUCAUUAGAUAUAUGGACAACUGCUUGCUGUAAAAACUCAACAAAUUUGCUUUGAAGAUUCACAAAUCUUUCUCCUCUCUUUGAAUUAUGGUAAAAAUGUAAUCCCAUAGAGCACAGCACCAUCACACAGAUGACCUCUGCUCAUUCAAUACCUACCUGGGCUCUGGUGUGGUCCUGUUUAGUUCCAAUGUCCAAUAGGAACAUUAUCGUCACAGAGGAUGCAAUAUUGUGCUUAUCUACUGAAAUGUAAAUUCACUGGGCCUUAUUUUAUACAUAUGGUAUAGAAUUGAAUAACCAAUGGACUUUUCCUUCCCCUUUUCACCAUUUAUGAGCAAUUGGAGACCAGCCUGUCUAUAAAGUGUGAAUGCUUUAUUUAUUCAUUUUACGUGUACUUGACCUCAAAAAGCAGUUGAGAUCAUGCAGGGCAGAAGAAAAGAGGAAGUAGAGUGGAUUCAGAUAUAUUGUGCAUGACAGAACCAUCCUUAAUAUUGGAAAUUUGACAGGGUGAUUCGUAAUUCAAGGCCACAUCAGUCAUAGGACACUAAAUAUUUGUAUUUUGAGAAAUAGAGAAUGGCAGCUUGAAAAAUAAAAAUGAAAUUGAGUAAAACAAAGGGAAAUUCUAUGGCAAAAUAUUUCAUGGUUACUCAAAACAUUGUGGAUGAUGUGUUUGCACCCAAAAGUAAGUCACUUUUGG
Molecule: messenger RNA, 5316 nt
Organism: Ahaetulla prasina
Lineage: Eukaryota; Metazoa; Chordata; Lepidosauria; Squamata; Colubridae
Gene: SYT12
Product: synaptotagmin 12
Exons: 10
Coding region: 2599-3861 (420 amino acids)
Biological process (GO): cellular response to calcium ion; regulation of calcium ion-dependent exocytosis; regulation of dopamine secretion
Molecular function (GO): calcium-dependent phospholipid binding; phosphatidylserine binding; SNARE binding
Source: RefSeq, a predicted model, not a curated record